GCUAUAACUCUGCUAAGAGGACGCAACUCAUUGAGGGUGUUUCUGCACUGAACAUUUACAUCUGAGAAAGUUUUCCCCCCAAGAAGUGCACUUGUACAUUCAGUCGCUAUGGGCAUUGUGAUUUUCCUAACUUUGGCCAUCGGUGUGCAGCAUGUGGCAUCCAUCGCGAAAAUCUGUCCCAGUUCGGAAUGGGUACUUCACAAGGGAACAUGCUACCUGAUUCCACAAACAAGCUACUCAUGGUCCUAUGGUCGCGCACUGUGCAAAAGCCUCGGAGGGGACAUGGUUCUGCCCACAUCUCAGGAUGAAAAUGACUUUGUACAGCAGAUGAUAUAUGCAGAUUAUAUUCCAUACAACGGGAUAAAUCCGAAUCCUUGGAUGCGCUGUCAAAAGACAGAUACUCCGCGCAUCUGCUCAGAAGACCCCGGCAAUUAUGCAAACUGGAGCCCUGAUCACGUGGACAUAGGUGACUGUGCUGUUAUGAUCUUCCAUCUGGGGGUAUGGCGUGGGCUGAAUUGUAGCUUAGAGAGGAAGAUCAUGUGUACGGCAAAACCAAACAGCUGUUCCCGAUCCUUGUCCUGCGCCAUGGUACCCUACGACCAGCCACGAUGCCUGACCAAUCACACCAUUGACCAGUUCACUAUGAGGAGCCACAUAGAGUGCUGCAUUGCCUGCUCUGAGGACCUGGCGUGCCAAUCGUUCAACCUGAUGGGGGAGAUGUGCCAGCUCAACAGCGCCACCGUUGCUGAAGUCGAUGCCAAGUAUUCCCAGACGCUGGACAAUUGUGCUUACUACGAGUAUAAACUGGAGUGAUUUACCCCCAGAGGAAUAGGGUCCCUAAAAUAUGCAGUGCCCUAGGAACCACACUGACUUACAUACGGGAACUGCACAGAAUCCGAUACACUGUACAUUUGUUUUCGGACUUUAAAUGCUCUUGAAUUUCUCACAAGACAAACACGAAAAUCAUGAGAGAGGAUCAAACCUGGGUUUACUGCUAGAAAACCCAUUCACAAGACUGGUCAUUUGAACAGGUGUUUUAACUGUAAAUAUAAUUUGAGCUUGUUCCAUCGUGUGUUUUUUAUCCUAAUGACCCUGUAUUUGAAACAUUUUGCACAGUACUUUUUGGGUAGAUACAAAUGUAGGCAAAAGGUCUUAAACACCUUUCUCACCAAUUUACUAGCCAUGCUGAGUUAAUGCCACACAA
Molecule: messenger RNA, 1204 nt
Organism: Patiria miniata (bat star)
Lineage: Eukaryota; Metazoa; Echinodermata; Asteroidea; Valvatida; Asterinidae
Product: C-type lectin domain family 4 member C-like
Exons: 1
Coding region: 109-813 (234 amino acids)
Source: RefSeq, a predicted model, not a curated record